CGGUGGGCGUGGCCGGCCUGAGGACACGUGGGGCGCUACCCUUGGGUCCCUCCGGCGCAAUGCGCUCAGUGCGGGCGCGCUACCUCGUGUAUUUCCAGUACGUGGGCACUGGUUUUAAGUACGUAUCCCGGCCUUCCCCCGACAUCCGUCACCUGGCUAGCAGGAAAGAUGCGACCCGGCCGGGGAGAGCUCGCGGGGGUUAAAUCCAGGGUCAGCGGGCAGACAGGGUGGCCCAGUGGAGUCGCUGCCGUCAGAGGCUCCCAACGUGCCAUUGGAGUGCAGAACUACCUGGAGCAGGAGGCCGCAGAGCGACUGAACUCAGUAGAGCCAGUCAGGUUCACCAUCUCCAGCCGUACCGAUGCGGGAGUGCACGCGCUGAGCAACACGGCACACCUGGAUGUCCAGCGCCGCCCGGGCCAGCCGCCCUUCUCACCCGAGGUGGUGGCCCAGGCCCUCAACACUCACCUGAGGCACCCAGCCAUCAGGGUUCUGCAGGUCUUCCGUGUGCCCAGUGACUUUCAUGCUCGCCAUGCAGCUACCUCUAGAACCUACCUGUACCGUCUGGCCACUGGCUGUCCUGGUCCUGACCAGCUGCCUGUGUUUGAGCGAAACCUUUGCUGGGCUCUUCGAACAGACUGUCUGGAUGUACCUGCCAUGCAGGAAGCUGCCCAGCACCUCCUGGGGACACAUGACUUCAGUGCCUUCCAGUCAGCUGGCAGCCCGGCUGCUAGCCCAGUUCGCACACUGCGCCGAGCCUCAGUAUCCCCUGGCCCCACCAGUCCCUUUGUCCUCCCCCAGGAAAACAGGAAGCUGCACUUCUGGACUCUGGAGUUCGAGAGCCAGUCUUUCCUGUACCGACAGGUGGGCUGUCCUGGGUCCUCCUGGGGUGGGCCAAGGCAGACCCCUGUAGCAGCUUCAUUCUGGGUUGCAGGUGCGAAGGAUGACAGCUGUGCUAGUGGCUGUGGGGCUCGGGGUUUUGACACCCACCCAGGUGAGGGUGAUUCUGGAGAGCCAAGAUCCCCUAGGCAAGUACCAGGCCCACCCUGCUCCAGCCCAUGGGCUGUUUCUGAAGUCAGUGCUGUAUGGAGGCCUCAGGGACCUUGGUCCUGCCUCCUGCACCCUGCAGGGUCCACAGUAUGGAAAUGAAGACCCUGGCCACAGAACCCUAGGUCUGGCUGUUGAAUCUGGUCAUCUUGAUCAAUAUACAUAGCACAUCCACCUCUUUUUGCUUCCUUUCAAUCUCAGCCUCCCCAGAGUCCCUGCCACCCUGGACCACCCCCCUCUGCCCUUGAGGAGGCUGACACAGAUUGGGGUGCAGGAAACAGGUGUAAGCACCCAAAUGUCCCUGGUUCUGCUUUUCCAGGAAUAUUACCCCUAUCUUCCAGGGGCCUGGGAGCAAGAAUAAAAGGUGAGGAGAC
Ictidomys tridecemlineatus (thirteen-lined ground squirrel) is the source of this 1418-nucleotide messenger RNA. NCBI's taxonomy places the organism in Eukaryota, Metazoa, Chordata, Mammalia, Rodentia, Sciuridae. The record is from RefSeq and is a predicted model, not a curated record.